Globicephala melas (long-finned pilot whale) is the source of this 5196-nucleotide messenger RNA. It is a transcript of the gene NDOR1, whose product is annotated as NADPH dependent diflavin oxidoreductase 1. Lineage: Eukaryota; Metazoa; Chordata; Mammalia; Artiodactyla; Delphinidae. Gene Ontology annotation, molecular function: flavin adenine dinucleotide binding; FMN binding; NADPH-hemoprotein reductase activity. Gene Ontology annotation, cellular component: cytosol. The record is from RefSeq and is a predicted model, not a curated record.
ACUUUGUCAUCCAGGGCCCAGCAAACACGGAUGGGAGUGCGUAAGCUGUGAGCAGGCACAGAGGCAGGGGACUCUCCUCGCACACAAGCAGGCCCACAACUCUCCAACGCUGAGCCACAAAAGCCAGGGCGUGUAUUCCAUUCAGCCGCUGAACCGGCCCCAUCCCAAGGCUAACCCUGCGGGCACAGCUUCUCUGCCUACUUGCCGUGAGGAAGUUCACUCUCCGUGGAGGGCUGCACAGUGCCCACCACAAUCUUUCAGGCCUGUGGGAGCCAAGGAGAGAAGGGGAAAUUGGUGGGCACAGGCAAGGACAAAUGUUACCUGCCUUUCCAUCACCUGCCCUACAGUCAGCAGAUGUUCAAAAAUGACACUACUGAGUCCCACACCACUAACCUGCCAGGGACCAGGCUCCAAGAGCGCCCGGGGCUCUGCAGAGACCAGGGGCAGGUUUCAACCCAGGGCCCUUCGCAGCUUCUGGAUCCCAUGGCAGUCUGCAGCUACCACUACGUUAACGGUACUUUAACAGCCCUGUUUAUUCAGCUGGAGAAAAGAAACUGGAUUACGGCCUUCCAGAGGUCAAGUGUUCCUUCAGGACUCUGCUCAAAUCACCUUUCCGAAGGAAGCUAAGCCUUCUUAUGCCCAUCACAUCUAUGCCGACAGGAUUACCUAAUCCUGAACUACCAGAACACAACAGGGGAGCAACAAAACACACAAACUAAGAAUAACAUGAAAAGGAAACCCGCUCCCAACGGUCAGCUUGUACCUGGCUUUGACACAAGUUAUGCCAAUCCUGGGUAGGAGACAGUUUUGUAGCUGUGGCACAAACUACACCAGCCUCCAACUCAAGCAUAUCAAUGGUUCAGGCCAUGCAGCAUCCAUCCCAGGACAGGAGUCAUGAAGCUGCUUCACUAGAACAAGGCUCCAAAGACAUGUUCUGCAAAGGGCCAUACAGUGAAUAUUUUAGCCCAGUGGUUCUUACCAGGGACAGUUUUGUCCUCCAGGAGACACUUGUGGUUGUCACAAGUGAGGGGUGCUAUUGGCAUCUAGUGAGUGGAGGCCAGGGAUGCCGCUAAACACUCUACAAUGCUCAGAACGGCUUCUCCCUCUGCACACACAGCAGUGAUCCGACCCAAAAGGCCAACUGUGCCAAGAUUGAGAGACCCUGUACACUGCAGGCCACAUUCGCUUUCUGUCACAUUCUUCUUUGUUUUUACAACCCUUUGAAAAUGGAAAAGUUAUUCUUAGCUGAUGGGCAGCACAGGAACAGACCCCAGGCCACAGACUGCUGACCCCUGCUCUGCAGAUCAGCAAGGCCCACAAGGACUCUGAUGUCACACAAACUGCUUGGUAGGUCCUCAACACUGGUCCACCUGGGUUGUCUUCACCCUGGCUCCCUAGGCAGGAAGCAGGGAUUCUCCAAGGGAACUGGCCCCCAUCCACCCAGUAUGCUCUAGCCAAGUUCCAGCACCCCCCCUCACAACCUCAGCUCUGUAACCAGCUACACCACACAGCAGGGAGCGUCUCAGCAUUCAUCUCAUUUCACCCUCAAAAGGUCAGGCAACCACUGUGCAUUUCAGCAAAACAUUCUCUUAUUUUAUUUUUAUCUCAGCAAAUGUUCUCAUUUGGCACCUGACUGGCAUCAAACCAAAGCCCUUAGGCCAACAGGCGUGGCCUGAGACCAUCUGCAAACUUCCCACGUGUAGGUCUCAAUGGCUAUGCGCGUCAGAGCACCUGUUCCUCUCUCUGGUCCCUUAGGGCGGCCUAAAGGUCUCAGGUGCACUAACAGUGCCGGCCGUGAGGUGGUGGAAAAGUCGUGACACUGCAAUCUGCUGGGAUAGGUAGACAAGCAGCGCGUUGAAAGCAGGUUCUUUUCUCAGGCGACAGAUAUCCAGAUAGGGUCCCGAUCAUGCUUAUUCAACAUACUCCUGUCUGCCUGGGCUGGAAUGAAGAAAGAGCCAUCCUCCCCAGCGCAACUGGGGAGGAGACACAAGCUGGUUUACACUUUUUAGAGCUCAAGCAUCUAAGGAAAUCUUGUCUGGGCAGAUGGGGCAGUAAGCUCUCAGGUCAGCACUGCUGGCCAGGGGAGAUCCGAGUCCGGCUUUGCAGCCUUUGCACAGUGGGUACUUUCCCAGGAGCCAUGAAAAUACUCAGAGCCCAUCAGGACAUUUUACUUAUAUGCCGUUUCCAACUGUCAGAGGAGUUCAGGACUGUCUGGCCUUCUCAGGAUCCUUCUCAGGAUCUCAAUUCAAGAUUAGCUAUUCAAAGGAUGAAAUAAGAGGGAAUACGUUUUAAGAAUCAAGGCUGCUCUUUUUAGCCCUGCUGAGGGAACCAUUUCAGAGAUGACUGAUAGAAAGCUGGGCACCCAGCAGGGCACAAGCUGGCUUUCAGACCCAGACUUCUCCUCCGGUGCGGCGGAAGUGGGACCUCAGCCUGGGGUCCCGCAUUCUAGCUUAUCUUCUGCGAGGCUAGUUGACCCGGCAGGCACGGAUCAUGAGCAGCUGCAGGAGAAUGAAGACCGGAGACGUGAUCAGGCCAAACCAGAGCUCCCGAGUCUGCUCCACCAGCUUCUGGCACAACAACAUCUCGAAGACGAACUUCAGGCCAAGAACCGUGAGGACCCAGAAAAGGCGGAGCACAGCCAGCCGCUUCUCUCCAUCCUGGAAGAGGCGCACGGAGACGAUAGUGGUGAAGUAGGUGCUGAGCCCGUCAGCGGCGAAGAAGGGCACGAACACGUUCCACCAGGAGAGGCCGGGAGCCAGGCCGUCCACACGCAGGGCCAGCAGCACGGAGAACACCAGCAGGGCCAACAGGUGCACGAAGAUCUCGAAAGUAGCGAAGCCCAGCCACUGCACCAGCUCCCGGAGCGAGAAAAGCAUCGCGCCGGUUGAGCGCGGGCCAGGGCCCGGCCGAUGGUGCCACCCGCCAGGCUGCGCCGCCACUCCCCACGGGCCUCGCUGGCGCCUGCCGCCGUCGCCGCCGCGGCCAGCGAGAGGCAGAAAGCGACCCCGCCUGCCCCGGCCCUCGGCCCCGGUAUGCAGCCAAUCCCCCGGCCCCCGCCCCGGACCCAGCACUGGCCGCCAGCCGACGACCGCCUUGUUCGGACGCCAUGCCCCGCCGGGCGCGGCCCAAGGGCGUCACUUCCGGCCGACGCCGGAAGUCGGAAGUCCGAGCCGAUCCCGGCCGCCCGGGCCAGCGGGAGCUGCCUGCCGGUCCAGUUUCUGAAUGCAGGGGACCCCGGGGCGCACCCCGAUGCCGAACACGCGGCUUCUGGUGCUCUUCGGCAGCCAGACAGGCACAGCCGAAGAUGUGUCGGAGAGGCUGAGGCGCGAGGCCCGGCGCAGGGAGCUUGGCUGCCGGGUGCAGGCCCUGGACUCCUACCCCGUGGCCAAGGAGAGCCCCCGGACAACAUGAAGAGCUUCUGGAGGUUCAUCUUCCGGAGGAACCUGCCAUCGACCUCCCUCUGUCAGAUGGACUUUGCCGUCCUGGGCCUUGGGGACUCAUCUUACGCCAAGUUCAACUUUGUGGCCAAGAAGCUGCACCGACGGCUGCUGCAGCUCGGGGGCAGCGCCCUCCUGCCCGUGUGCCUGGGCGAUGACCAGCACGAGCUGGGGCCCGACGCCACCAUCGACCCCUGGCUGCACGACCUGUGGGAGAAGGUGCUGGGGCCGCACCCUUUGCCCCUUGACCUCGGCCUGAGCCCGCCCGGAAUCCCCUGGCCCUCCAAGUUCACCCUGAAGUUCCUCCAGGAGGUCCCCAGCACGUGCUCUGAGGAGCUGUGUGUGGCCGGGACAGACCCUCAGGGACCCCCUUCAGAGUUACAGCCCUUCCUGGCACCCAUGGUCACCAAUCAGAGGGUCACCGGCCCCUCACACUUCCAGGAUGUUCGGCUGAUUGAGUUCGACAUCACGGGCUCUGGGGUCAGCUUUGUGGCCGGCGACGUGGUGCUGAUACAGCCCGAGAACACGGCCAGGCACGUCCAGCAGUUCUGUCAGGCACUGGGCCUGGACCCUGACCAGCACUUCACGCUGCAGCCCCGGGAGCCGGGUGUCCCCUGCCCCGCGCGGCUGCCCCAGCCCUGCUCCAUUCAGCGCCUCGUGUCCCAGUACCUGGACAUCGCCAGCGUCCCCCGCCGCUCCUUCUUUGAGCUCUUGGCCUGCCUCUCCUGCCAUGAGCUCGAGCGGGAGAAGCUGCUGGAGUUCAGCUCGGCCCAGGGCCAGGAGGAGCUGUGCGAGUACUGCACCCGGCCCCGCAGGACGGUCCUGGAGGUGCUGUGCGACUUCCCACACACGGCUGGCGCCAUCCCCCCGGACUACCUGUUGGACCUUAUCCCCCUGAUCCGGCCGCGGGCCUUCUCCAUCGCCUCUUCUCUGCUGGCCCAUCCCUCGAGGCUGCAGAUUCUCGUGGCAGUGGUGCAGUACCAGACGCGCCUCAAGGAGCCCCGCCGGGGCCUCUGUUCCAACUGGCUGGCGUCUCUGGACCCUGGGCAAGGACCUGUUCGGGUGCCCCUGUGGGUGCGGUCCGGGGGCCUGACGUUCCCAAAGACACCAGACACGCCUGUGAUCAUGGUGGGGCCAGGCACUGGCGUGGCCCCCUUCCGAGCGGCCAUCCAGGAGCGAGUGGCCCAGGGUGAGACCGGAAACGUCUUGUUCUUCGGCUGCCGCCAGCGGGACCAGGACUUCUACUGGGAGGCCGAGUGGAAGGAGCUGCAGACGCGGGGCUGCCUGACUCUCGUCACGGCCUUCUCCCGGGAACAGGAGCAGAAGGUGUACGUGCAGCACCGGCUCCGGGAGCUCGGGCCGCUGGUGUGGGGGCUGCUGGAUCUCCGGGGCGCUCACUUCUACCUGGCGGGCAACGCCAAGUACAUGCCAGCUGAUGUGUCGGACGCCCUGACGUCCAUCUUCCAGGAGGAGGGCGGGCUCUCCGGCCCCGCCGCGGCCGCCUACCUCGCCAGGCUCCAGCGGACCCUGCGUUUCCAGACCGAGACGUGGGCCUGAGGAGCCGUCCUGCUGUUGGCCACGGCCACUCUGACUUCUGCUCUCUGGAGACCAUUGUUACCUCUCUCCCUGUCCAGUCCCAGCUGGGAGGACAGUCAGCUCUCCUUCCUGCACAGACCCCGAGCAGCGGGAGGAGACCCCCAGGCAGCCCACACCGUACAGCCUGAGCAAUAAAGGAUGGGCUCUGGGCGGCCGCUUCUUA